AUGAAUAAUAACGCUAAGUCGAGAAAGAGGUCUGCUAAACUCAGCACAUCGCGAGUUUCGUCAAGAAAGCGACUAAAAAGUGCGGCAGUUGAAGAAUUUUUACAGGAGUCAGACGAAGAAAUUUAUGCAGACAGUGAUGUUGACGAUAUAGACUACGUAGCAGAUAAAGGUAAUGCAAGUUCAGAAUCUGAAGACGAGGAAGAGGAGGGAGAGAUGGCGAGUGAACAAUGUGGUGCUAUCUCCCGUCGUCAAAAUCUAUUGCCGCGCCGAUCGUCGUUGCCUGCGAUGUCCGCCCUAGAACAACUCCGGCCCCGUCCUAACCAGACCUCAGGGACGACACCUGCGCCUGAGCAGCCAUCCAGAGCAGCAUCUACGACACGUUGGACAACUAAUUCUAGUUCUAUGAGGGAUUUUCCUUUCACCAAAACAAAUGAACUGCUUGUGCCAGAGCCAGCAAAUCCUAGAGGGUAUCUUGAUUUAUUUCUCACCGACGAUUACCUACAAAAAAUUGUGGAUUGCACUAAUAGACAAGCAGAAAAAUUGAAGAAUUCUUCGAAGCAUCGCAAGGGUCGUAUUAUAAAUUGGAAACCACUCACUCUAGAAGAGUUUAAAAUAUUUAUUGGCUUAGUUUACCACUCAGGCACAGCUAAAAUGAACCGUUUGGUUGAUCAUUGGAAAUCGCAUCGAUUAUAUAAGUCAGUUUUCCCUGAAUAUAUGUCGAGAAAUAGGUUUCAACUUAUUUUGCGAUGCCUACAUUUUGUAGAAGAAGGUGAGGAUCCUGCCCGCAUGAAUAAAUGCAAAAUGAUAAUAAAUACCUUCAAUGACACAAUGGAUAAGAUCUAUUAUCCCGGAAGAAAUUUGUCCUUGGCCGAAUCAAUGAUUUUAUUUCGUGGCCGCCUAAUUUUUAGGCAAGACAUAAAAGGAAAAAGGCACAAAUACGGAAUAAAACUGUAUAUACUGGCAGAACCAAAUGGAACUAUUCUAAGAGCUCAUGUUUUUGCCAGUACACUGGAUGAAACUUCAGGCACUGGACACACGGAAAAGAUUGUAGAAAAGUUAUUGCAAAAAAAUUUGAAUUAUGGUCAUGCUGUAUUUAUGGAUAACUUCUACAAUAGCUAUGGCUUAGCUACCACAUUGUUGGACAUGAAUACUUAUUGCACUGGCACACUGAACAAGAAGCGAAAAGAUAAUCCAUCUGAAGUAAAUUCCAAAAAACUAAAAAAAGGUGAAAAUAUAUCACGUUAUCGCAACGGUGUUCAUAUAGGAAAAUGGAAGGAUAAAAGAGAACUGAAUUAUAUCUCCACGCAAUUCGUGGAUCAAAUGCAGGAACUUACCAACAAACGCGGCAAUGUUGUUAGCAAGCCAUUAGCUAUCGUACAGUAUAAUCAAAACAUGUCCGCCGUAGACCUACAGGACCAAAUGCUCAGUUACUAUCCAUGUGAAGGAAAAGCUCUGAGAUGGUAUGUGAAAAUCUUUAUACAUGUUCUAAUGAUGAACAUGAUAAACUCUCGAAUGCUCUACAACAAAUACUCAGGCAAACCUAUCUUAUCAUUAUAUGAUUUUCGAGAGCAAGUAAUUGAGUCACUUUUGCCGGAACAUCCAGUAGCACCACAAGUGUCGGAGCAAAAAGAAAGUCAUAGACUAACUAAAAUUGAAAAGACAAAAGAGCGUUCUUUUAGCACAGGUAGAAAAUCUACUGUUACGGCCAGAAAAGAUUGUAGAAAUUGCUACUCAAAUAAAAAAAGGGUAAACACUACUACGGAAUGCAAGCAAUGCCCUAACUCCCCUCCGUUGUGCAUUGAUUGUUUUUUUGACCUGCACAAGUUUGUUGGUUUCUCUAACAAUCAAUAAAUUAAAAUACCAAGGUGUAAUUUCAAAUGUUUGUUUGUAAGUGUAAAAGUUGAUUGUUGUCUUUAUAAUAUGUGAUUAUAAGAAGU
This is a messenger RNA of Cydia fagiglandana, 1937 nucleotides long. Its product is annotated as piggyBac transposable element-derived protein 4-like. NCBI's taxonomy places the organism in Eukaryota, Metazoa, Arthropoda, Insecta, Lepidoptera, Tortricidae. The coding region runs from base 1 to 1851 and encodes 616 amino acids. The transcript has a single exon. The record is from RefSeq and is a predicted model, not a curated record.